AUGGGCAAUGCUCUGAUCGAUGCCCUAGAGCAAGCUAGUAGUAAAUCCUCUGGCGAGGAAGGCGAGUCGCUAUCAUCUUUUCUAGCCUCGCUAGCGACCAGUAUUGUCAUCUUUGCCGUUGAAUUCUUUGUCUUCUUGGCGCUUAAAGACAAAUUGACCCGCAUCUAUCAACCGCGAACUUACUUGGUUUCGGAUAGGGAACGGACAGCCCCAUCGCCGCCGGGUAUUUUCCGCUGGAUUGCGCCGGUGUUCCAAACAUCCGACGCCGAACUCAUUCAGCGAAGUGGCCUCGACGCAUAUUUCUUCUUGCGGUAUCUACGGAUGCUGUUGAAGAUCUUUGUCCCGUUGGCGCUUUUAUUAAUUCCGGUCUUGAUCCCGGUUAAUUAUGCGGGUGGAAAGGGGACUACAUUGAUCGAUGUCAGUACCAAUAGUACAGCCCGGUAUACUGUGACUGGCCUAGACAAGCUGGCAUGGGGGAACAUUAAACCCACACAAACACACCGGUACUGGGCCCAUCUAAUAUUGGCGAUAAUCGCUAUCAUUUAUAUCUGCUUCACUUUUUUCUACGAGUUACGAGUUUAUAUUCGCAUGCGACAGGCGUAUAUGACCUCACCGCAACACCGACUACGUGCUUCCGCUACCACCUUAUUAGUCACGGCCAUUCCACAAGAAUGGCUUAGUUAUGACGCGUUGAAUGGCCUGUUUGAUGUGUUUCCGGGUGGAGUGAGGAAUAUAUGGGUGAAUCGGAACUUCGACGAACUGAACGACAAGGUAAAAAGACGUCGCAAGGUGGCUUUGAAGUUAGAGGCCGCAGAGACCUCCUUAGUCCGCAAAUGCAAGGAAGCCCAAGUCAAAAAACUCGAGACGGAGAGGAAAAAGGAGAAAAAGCAGACCAAGGGAAACGCCAGUGCCCAGGACCAAGAACAGCAAACAGUUCCUGAGAAGAGCUCUCCGCAAACACUCAUGGGCCCUGGUGUGAGUUCGGGAAAUCCUCAUCAGGCCCAUACACUUGCGGAAGUUCUCCAUCGACAGCCUGAAGAGAACCAGCGCCAUGGAACUUUAAAUCGUGUCCCGCAUAAGGUGUUCGACCCGGCGAAAGCAGCCGCUGGGGCUGUUACUCAGGGUGUCGGAGCUGUUACUCAGGGUGUUGGGAAGCUAGGAAAAAGCGUUCUGGGUGGUCUGAGGAAGGUUGAGGACGUUAUUGAGCAUAAGCCUACCCAGACUGGUGGAAAUGUUGACAAUCCUGCCAGCGAACGAACAAAUGACCAGACAAUUCCCACGUAUUGCGGUCCUGAUGAGCAAUCCCAUCUCCCUAGGAGCUCAGAUCAAGGAAGCAUUCUUCAGGACAAACUUGAAGAGGAAGGAGAAAAGAACCAACAGCAAAGCCACCCAGAUGAGCUAAUAAAUACGGAAAGCGAUGGGCCGUAUCCGAUUGCUUAUAAUGAAGGCUAUGAGGAUACAGAGCAGGGAGAGCCUCUGUGGAAGAAAUAUAUCGAGCCUAAAGACCGGGAUACAUGGCGACUUCCUUGGUUCAAAUGGAACCCAUGGCCAACAAUCUGGCUCAUCGGAAAAAAGGUUGAUACCAUCGACUACUGCCGAAAAGAGCUUGCCCGUCUUAAUAUGGAGAUUGAAACUGAUCAAGAACAUCCUGAACGAUUUCCCUUAAUGAACUCGGCUUUUAUUCAAUUCAAUCACCAAGUUGCUGCGCAUAUGGCUUGCCAGUCCGUCACUCAUUAUUUGCCGAAGCACAUGGCACCACGAAUCGUCGAAAUUUCGCCUGAUGAUGUUAUCUGGGAUAAUAUGUCCUUAAAAUGGUGGGAGCGAUACUUGAGAACCUUUGCUGUCGUUACUGUGAUCUGCGCUAUGAUUGUUACAUGGGCAAUCCCAGUUGCUUUCACAGGUCUCUUAUCACAGCUCUCCUAUCUUGAAGAUACCUUUUACUGGCUGGCAUGGCUCGGCAAGCUACCGAGUUGGCUAAUAUCCGCGAUUCAAGGUAUUCUACCCACAGCAUUCCUAGCCAUCUUGAUGGCGAUCCUUCCUGCUAUUCUUCGAUUUUUGAGCAAACAACAAGGUGUCUUUAAUGGAAUGGGAGUUGAGAUGACUGUCCAAAGCUAUUUUUUUGCCUUCUUGUUUGUACAAAUCUUUGUUGUUGUCACCAUCUCCUCAAGUCUUGCGUCGAUUCUCCAGGGCGCUGGAGACGUGUCCAGCUGGCCAAAACUAUUGGCCAGUGAUGUUCCCAAGGCUAGCAACUAUUUCUUCUCCUAUAUGUUGCUACGGGCUAUGUCCGUGAGUGCGGGUGCAUUGAUGCAAGUCGUUAGCCUUAUAAAGUGGUUUAUUCUUGGUCCAAUUCUGGAUAAUACCGCUAGGUCCAAGUGGAAUAGGACGACGAACUUGAUACAUGUGAAAUGGGGGUCCUUUUUCCCUAUCUAUACGACACUGGCUGCAGUUGGGAUGAUCUAUUGUAUUGUUGCUCCAUUGAUCCUGAUCUUCAAUAUUAUCACCUUUAGCGCCUUCUGGUUUACAUAUCGCUAUCGCACCCUUUACGUCGCCAAAUUUCGGUUUGAUACUGGAGGCCUGCUCUUUCCCCGGGCUAUUAAUCAGCUGUUUACUGGUCUCUACGUUAUGGAGAUUGCAUUGAUUGUAUUAUUCUUCCUCGUUCGAGAUGCCGAUGAUAAGGUUUCAUGCAAGGGCCAGGCUAUCAUUAUGAUCUUUGUUUUGGUAAUGACUAUUGGCUAUCAAUUCCUCCUCAGUGAGGCUUUCGGUCCUUUAAUUAGGUAUCUACCGGUCGCACUGGAGAAUGAGGCCAUUAAACAGGACGAAGAAUUCCAUCGUGCCCAGGCUGCUCGGUUAACGGCCGCUAUUGACGAGAGUGAUGAUGAGAAUGACGAUGAUCAUACGGACGAUGAUUUCGCCCAUAAUGACAUCAACAAGCCUCACCAAGAGAAAGAUAUUGAACUCGAAGAUCUCGGAACAGGUGACGAAACUCAUAACGACCCAUCCAAGACAUUGGGCAUCAGGCCCCGCGGCUGGACAGCAGCAUGGCAUCCAAAUCCCAUUCGGGUGAACUCAGCAACCCCUUCAUCCGUCGUGAGCUCCUUGCGCGGAAGGAUGGCCCAGGAUACCGAGAGCCAAGAACAUUUCCCACACAACAUGGGCAAUCUCUUCUCGGGUGUCAAUGAUGAAUUGGAAGAUCUGACACCGAAGGAACGCGAUGAAUUGGUACAACGCGCCUUCCAGCACGAGGCUCUUCGCGCUAAACGCCCAGUCGUUUGGAUACCGCGCGAUGAUCUCGGAGUCAGUGAUGACGAAAUCUACCGAACGCAGCAAUUCAGCAAGCAUAUUUGGGUUAGUAACGAAUAUCAAACUCUGGAUGAGAAGGGCAAAACUAUUUUCAGUCGGCGACCGCCAGAUUUUUCUGAUCUUGAACUGAUUCAACUUUGA
This is a messenger RNA of Penicillium angulare, 3441 nucleotides long. RefSeq lists its product as uncharacterized. NCBI's taxonomy places the organism in Eukaryota, Fungi, Ascomycota, Eurotiomycetes, Eurotiales, Aspergillaceae. Gene Ontology annotation, molecular function: calcium-activated cation channel activity. The record is from RefSeq and is a predicted model, not a curated record. The transcript is spliced from 4 exons. Gene Ontology annotation, cellular component: plasma membrane. The coding region runs from base 1 to 3441 and encodes 1146 amino acids.